AGCGUGCGCAGAAACGUGAAUAAUGACGAGACAGGGCGGCAGGGCAUCCUGCCCGAAGGCAUGUCGGAGCUCACAGCACUCACCACCCUAACCCUUGCUGGAAACAAUCUGGAGGGGAGCCUUUUCAAAAGCUGGUCCACUCUGGUCAAUUUGGAAGAGCUCAAACUGUCCUACAACCACCUGCAGGGCGAGAUACCAGAAGCGUUCUCUGCUCUCACCGCCCUCACUGCACUAGAUCUAUCCUGGAAUAAACUGUCCGGGAACAUACCCCAAGCAUUUACCACCACCAUUCAAACGUUGUCCCUAAGCAACAAUGCGUUUGACGGUCGCAUCCCACCACACCUCGCAUUGCCCAGCCUCAUAGACCUGGGUCUGGACUUCAAUUCCUUCACAGGAGCCAUUCCCUCCACCUUCACACGCCUCACCGGCGUCAGUAGUCU
Molecule: messenger RNA, 440 nt
Organism: Closterium sp. Naga37s-1
Lineage: Eukaryota; Viridiplantae; Streptophyta; Zygnematophyceae; Desmidiales; Closteriaceae
Source: the annotation of a GenBank genome assembly